AUGACGAAACUCAAAGUGCUUGUUUGUUUGUUAGUGGCAGUUGUGUUACCUUGGUGCGUUCAGGAAGUGUCAUUUCGCGCGGGAAACGAGGAAUUCGUGACGAACGUUGGAGAUGAACCUUCAAAUCAGAGUAAGGAACGCCAAAAGAUAUUAGACUUGGAGGAGCAGAACGAGAAAGGAGAAAAGGCAGAGGAGAAUAGCGAAAUUAAUGAUGAGGGAAACGAGAUAGAGGAAGACCAGCAGAAACUGGACGUGGAGGAACGAGAGGAACGGAACGAGAAAGAAGAAAAGGCAGAGGAGAAUAGCGAAAUUAAUGAUAAAGGAAACGAGAUAGAGGAAAACCAACAGAAACUGGACGUGGAGGAACGAGAGGAACGGAACGAGAAAGAAGAAAAGGCAGAGGAGAAUAGCAAAAUUAAUGAUAAGGGAAACGAGAUAGAGGAAGACCAGCAGAAACUGGACGUGGAGGAACGAGAGGAACGGAACGAGAAAGAAGAAAAGGCAGAGGAGAAUAGCGAAACUAAUGAUAAGGGAAACGAGAUAGAGGAAGACCAGCAGAAACUGGACGUGGAGGAACGAGAGGAACGGAACGAGAAAGAAGAAAAGGCAGAGGAGAAUAGCGAAACUAAAGAUAAGGGAAACGAGAUAGAGGAAGACCAGCAGAAACUGGACGUGGAGGAACGAGAGGAACGGAACGAGAAAGAAGAAAAGGCAGGGGAGAAUGGUGAAAUUAAUGAUAAGGGAAAAGAGAUAGAGGAAGACCAACAGAAACUGGACGUGGAGGAACGAAAGGAACGGAACGAGAGAGAAAAAAAUGCAGAGGAGAAUGAUGAAAGUCAGGAUAAGGGAAACGAGACGAAGGAGGACCAACAGAAACUGGACGUGGAGGAACGAGAGGAACGGAACAAGAAAGAAGAAAAAGCAGAGAAGAAUGACGAAAGUCAGGAUAUGGGAAACGAGACGAAGGAGGACCAACAGACAUUAGACUUGCAGGAACAGAACGAGAGAGAAGAAAAAGCAGAGGAGAAUGAUAAAAAUCAGGAUAAGGGAAACAAGACAAAGGAGCAACAACAGAAACUAGACGUGGGGGAAAGAGGGGAACAGAACAAAAAAGAAGAAAACUAUGUGGAACAACGCAAGCAGAUAUUAGGUUUGGAGAAACAACAGGAAUCGAACGAGAAAAGAGGAAAUGACCAAGGUGUGAAUAGGGGAACAGAAAACGACAUUAAAAACGCGAAAAUCAAAGAAAACAGAGACAUCGACUUCCUGAGCGUCGUGGGAAACAGCCGCUGGAACGAGGAACCAGGGACACCAGAACAGAGGUUUUCCCGCCGUCAGAAGUUCAUGGAAGCGAAGUGUCGGAGGGCAGACGUUAGUCGACAGUCCUUGAAAAUGAUCAAGUCGAAUAAAAUCGGCAUCUUCUUCAAGCAGAAGACUGUGACAUGCCUGGCUAAUAAGGUAAAGUGA
Macrobrachium nipponense is the source of this 1467-nucleotide messenger RNA. Its product is annotated as cilia- and flagella-associated protein 251-like. NCBI's taxonomy places the organism in Eukaryota, Metazoa, Arthropoda, Malacostraca, Decapoda, Palaemonidae. The transcript has a single exon. The record is from RefSeq and is a predicted model, not a curated record. The coding region runs from base 1 to 1467 and encodes 488 amino acids.